Messenger RNA from Neoarthrinium moseri, 447 nucleotides. RefSeq lists its product as uncharacterized. The transcript is spliced from 2 exons. The coding region runs from base 1 to 447 and encodes 148 amino acids. NCBI's taxonomy places the organism in Eukaryota, Fungi, Ascomycota, Sordariomycetes, Amphisphaeriales, Apiosporaceae. The record is from RefSeq and is a predicted model, not a curated record.
AUGCGCGCCUUCAUCCUGAUCGCCGUUGCUGCAGCUGCAGUUUCUGCUACCCCGAUGCAGGAACGGGCGGAUGGUGACUGGCAGGUCACGCGCUUCGCCGCAUACGUAGCCGCGCAUUCCAUUGUCCAGCAUAUCACGUUCUCCGUCACCGUACCAGGCAUCGACGCGCCCAUCCCCUGCAGCAACGCAACCGGAGCGGCCAUCUCGUCUUCGCCGUUCCUACUACCCGUCCAGGGCGGCACGUGCAGCAACCAGGAUUUCAGCUUCAACUUCCGCCAGGUUGAGAACGCUGCCAUCGAGCUCGAAGUCAAGAGAGAGGCCGGGCCCACGGCAACCUACAACAGCCCGUCCGACGUUGUGCAAUACGUCACGACUGGCUCAACCCCACUGGACACUGGUAUCGCUUAUGUGGGAGCUCAGGACUUUGGCUUGCGCAUUCCUAAAUAG